Molecule: messenger RNA, 1815 nt
Organism: Glarea lozoyensis ATCC 20868
Lineage: Eukaryota; Fungi; Ascomycota; Leotiomycetes; Helotiales; Helotiaceae
Product: MFS general substrate transporter
Exons: 3
Coding region: 1-1815 (604 amino acids)
Biological process (GO): transmembrane transport
Cellular component (GO): membrane
Molecular function (GO): transmembrane transporter activity
Source: RefSeq, a predicted model, not a curated record
AUGACCCACGAGAAUGAGAGCCCGCCUCCGGAGUACGAUGGUGAUACCAGUAGACGGACCUGGGGCGCAGAACGGUCUCUAAGUCGAAGUUUGAAGAAAGAUGGGCCGUUGAUCGCUGGAGAGGCAUCUCCAUUGUUGGGGAGUGGUAGUAGAGAUGGAGACGAGUUUCCACCGGAGAAUAGAAGAGAUGAAGAACAAGCUGAAUGGGAGGGGAUGGUGGAUUUUCAACAUCUGCCAUGGUGGAGGACACCAUCUAUAUACUGGCUAGUACCUUCGUUCUUCCUCUACGCCCUCGCUUUUGGUGGAAUUAUAGUUCCAAAGAUCAACCUAAUACUCGAAUUGAUAUGCUGGGAAUACUAUUUGGAGUUAUCAAAAGGCGAUCCUGCGAUGAACCCAACGCUGUUGUUUGGAGAUGGUGGCGGAAGCGAGCAAUGUCGCCACAACCCAGAUAUACAAGCUAUCGUCACAAAGUUCACUUUACUGUUGACAGUAAUCAUUGGCGCGCUGAGCGCUGUCAUGUCGCCCAAGAUAGGAGCUUUGUCAGAUCGCAAUGGCCGUGUCAAGCUUCUCGUUAUCACGAGUCUGGGGGGCUUCAUGACGGAAGUCAUUACUAUCUUGGCAUACAAGUACCCCGAAGCUGUUAACUAUAAAUGGCUACUGGCCGGCGCCAUCUUUGAAGGGUUCUGUGGGUCAUUUACGGCUGGUUUUGCGGUAACUCACGCCUACGCUGCGGAUUGUACCGCACCGCCCAAGCGAUCCGUUGCGUUCGGAUACUUCCACGCAUGCUUGUUCUCAGGUAUAGCUCUGGGACCUAUGGCUGUGGCGGCAAUUCUGAGAUCAGGAGGUACUUUGAUUAUGGUCUUCUACAUUGCAUUAGGUAUUCAUACCUUCUUCAUGCUAUUUGUCCUUUUCGUCGUACCCGAGUCUCUAAGCAAGAAACGUCAAGAAAUUGCUCAAGAGAAGUAUAGGGCAGGCAGAGGAAGCGAUGCAGCCGAUGGAUAUACUUGGAAAUGGGCUCUCAAGUCCGCGAAUAUUCUGUCUCCUCUCACCAUUCUUUGGCCAACAGGUCCAGGUACAUCCAGUCGACUGAGAGCGAAUCUCAUUCUACUCUCAAUCGUGGAUACCACAAUCUUUGGAGUUGCCAUGGGAGCUUUGAACGUCCUAGUCCUUUACACAGGCUAUGCCUUUGACUGGAAAACCGAAGACACCAGCGUUUUCAUCUCCGAAGUCAACGUAAUCCGAGUCUUCGGUCUCCUCGUCAUCCUCCCAUCCCUCAACUACCUAGUCCGCCGCCGUCGCCAAUACACUCAACGCCGUGACUCUGGCUUCGUCAGCGCAGACCCAACCUCUGGAUCCGAUCUCUUCGACCUCUCCAUCAUCAGAGUCGCCAUUUUCCUCGAAGUCGCCGGAUAUUUCGGCUAUGCCACUGCUACCACAGGUCAAAUGUUCGUCGCAUCAGGUGUUCUCGCAGCACUUGGUGGUAUCGCUAGUCCUACACUACAAGCCUCCCUCACCAAACACGUGCCUCAAGACCAGAUUGGCCAGUUAUUAGGUGCCACCGGUCUCCUCCACGCCCUGGCUCGAAUCAUCGCGCCUACGAUAUUCGGGCUGAUUUACGCCAAGACCGUCGCGACGGUUCCUUCGACCGUGUUUAUAGUCCUCACGUCCUUCUUCGUCGUAGCUUUCUUCUUCUCGUGGUUUAUAAGACCGCAUGUAUAUAUCGAAGACCAAAGCACCUCCACAACGACGCCUGAGACUGUAAAUCCUGUAUACGACCCUGAUGUCCUCGUAGACGAGGAGAUCACCGGUAACUAA